Molecule: messenger RNA, 516 nt
Organism: Melampsora larici-populina 98AG31
Lineage: Eukaryota; Fungi; Basidiomycota; Pucciniomycetes; Pucciniales; Melampsoraceae
Exons: 4
Coding region: 1-516 (171 amino acids)
Source: RefSeq, a predicted model, not a curated record
AUGCAUUUUCAAAAGAUGAAUGGCCAUUUGGAUUCAACUCAACUCACUUAUUUGAUCUUCAUUCUAAUCUAUUCAGAACUAUGUGAUCAUCAACAUAAAUCAGCAACUCCUUAUGGUUCUUUACACGCUCCUCAUACUUUCAAUCAAUCAUCUCAACCAGAAAAAUUUGAAGAAUCUAUCCCAGUUCACAAUACUCAACAUGUUCCAAGACCCACUGAACCUUCCAGAUUUGCAGAACCAACACCUAUUCUAUCUUAUGCUAAUAUUAUUCCACGAGAAUCAAAGUUAUUACUCAUGCACAAUCCAGUCUUGACCUCUUACUACAUCACCUUCUACAAUCACCAAUACGUCAUAUUAAAAGGACCUAUUAAAAACCAACUGAACAGACAGCGUUUGCGCAACCCAAAUGGAUAUGAAAAAACAGCAGGUUCACAUGUACCAAUUGAAGACCUCCCUGAGCAAAUAAAAUUGUCGGUUGGUAGACUUGAAGCCACUGAACUAUGUAUACUAGAAUAA